Molecule: messenger RNA, 2909 nt
Organism: Bursaphelenchus xylophilus (pine wood nematode)
Lineage: Eukaryota; Metazoa; Nematoda; Chromadorea; Rhabditida; Aphelenchoididae
Source: the annotation of a GenBank genome assembly
AUGGAAGUUGUGGAAGGCCUCCGGACUCACUCCAGCACCGUUAUUCUGGCCCAAGACAAGUCCGGAGAGAAUGAUAGCGUAAUUCAUAUUGUUUUAUAUCUAGCCUUUUAUUUAGGUCGUAUCGUGCGGCCAGAACGAGGCCUUAGGGCUUUGGAAAUUUGAAGAUCAUGAGUUAAAUGUUGACGAUAUUGAGUUGUCGGGCUCUACACAAAACGCGAUUGCUUUUCAUGUAGGUAAUGUUAUAUUACGUAUGGAAAGUGUUUAGAAAAACAAGAUCUUUAUUGGUUUAAGCAAGCACGAAGGUUCGAAUAAUGUACUUGCUUAUUACGAUAUUGAACUGAAGAAGAUUAAGUUUCUAACGCAAUUCAGUAUGGAAAUUACGGCUUUGGAUGUUGAUUGUGAUGGGAAACUGUUAAUUGCUGGAACAAUGUAAGUUUUUGUUUGCUUGAUGUGUAUUUCUAGUGAUUUCAAUCUUAAAUGUUAUACACUGGAGGGUGGAUUUGAUUUAUGGAGAAGCUCCGAGCUAGAUGGACAGAUUUGUUCAAUUGCAAUCUCGCUUGAUUCACAAUACUAUGCGGUUUCGACUUCGAAUGGAAAUGUUUUCGUGUUUGAUACUGCAGAAAAGAGCCGCGAAGAGGCCCUUAAAACUUAUACAGUGUGUGACAAGUUUACAAUUGGAAGGUAUGCUCAUAAAGGUGCAUAAAAAAAUUUGUUUAGAGAUGGCAGCCCCAAAUUGAGUAUGUCUUGGUAUGGGAAUCUACUGUUUCUGCCCUCGAGAGGAUGUGUGAAAACUUUAAAGUUGGGAACUUGGAUUGAAGGAAUAGAAUACCGAUCUGGAUUUGACGUAAUUUAAAAGAAGAAAUCUUUAGAGUUUAAUUUAGAACGUUUUCUCCGUGGUAUCUGUAAAUGAAGAAACGGUUGCUGCCUGUUCGGCAAGUGGCCAAGUUAUCUGCUGGAAUCGAGUGAACGGCUCGAUUUGUUUUAAUGAAAUGAUCGAACAAGUAUCGGGAGACCGCUUUGUGACAUCUAUGGUCAUCAGACCCGAUGAUAAUCUUUUGAUUGCAAACAAUGGAGUAGGUUUAGAUAAGUGUUACUUUAUUGUUUAUUUAGGGAAGCGUUUACAAUGUGAGCUGGCCCAGAGAGGAAAAUACCAUGAGUGUUCAAGGUUUGUCUUAUUGUACAUUAAAAAAUGAAGUAUUUAGACGAAAACGACGACGAGGGAGAUCUUGCCAAAAUAAAGUCCCAGUACAAUAUGAGCCAUGUUAUGGAGACUGAUGAACCUGCUGUGAUAGAAAUCCCGAAGAAACAGAGAAGGAAACUUCCAAAAUUAUUGCAUCCUGGACGAUUCGAUGCUAAAGACGGAUGUAAAUGCUUAGUGUGGAACAGAUACGGAAAGAUCGUAGCCGUCGAAACCGAGGAUGACAACUGCAUCGAAGUAAACUUCAAUGACGCCUCAGUGUCUGAGGACUUUGUGGAAGAUAAUCUGAGUUCAAACUUUGAAUUGGGUGAUAUGAAUGCAAAUGUUGUGGCCCUAGCUUCAAGAAAGAGCAGUGCUAAUGAAAGUGUUCUUUAUGUCAGAAAUGUUGGUGCAUGGCAUCGAGACUGCAGAAUUUGGAAGAAAGUCAUGCGUGAGAAAGAAAUUAUUCAGGAAGUUGUGGUUGGCCAAGACUUCGUGGCCGUCUACACAGAUAUGAGAUUCCUCCGGAUCUACUCUUUAAAUGGAUUACAGCGUCUAAUAAUCUCUGUUCCUAACAACAUCCAUGCACUUAUUUCCGGGUCUAAACAGCUGGCUGUGGUCACUGUAAACUCCUUUUUGGAGGACGGAGAAAGGGAAGAAUUUCAGGUAUGGUUGAUUAAACUUGUUAAUGGUUGAAUUUUAGUAUGAGGUGGAAUUGAUGGACAUAUCCAUUUUCAAGACAAAUGUAAUUAGUCGUCGAGUCAAGGUUCCUCUUGCUCUAAGUUACGAGUCUGAUCUGGUGUGGAUAUCAUUUACAAACAAGGGUCAUUUGGUCACCAUGGACAACCUUUUCAUGGUCCGAAUCCUCAACGAAACUCAUCUUUGGGUUCCAGUUUUUAACGGCGCUGAAGAACUCAAUGAAUCUGAUGACACGAUUUGGCCAAUAUAUGUGACGGAGACUCCCUCUCCCCAGUUCAGACAUCUCUAUCUCCGUCAUAGGAGCAUCCCGAGUCUGAAGAAAACGGAGGUUACUUCGGUUUCACCUCUUCGAAUCCCUAUUCUAACAUCGGAAAAUGAGAAAGAAUCCGAGCUAGAGGCAGAGUUACUCCUGAAUGACUUCUUGAGCAACACCUCCAGAAACGCCGAUGCAGAUUCUGCUAAACUUCUGAAGGAGCAUUCGGCUUUGAUGAUCAAGCUGUUUUCAGAAGCUCUGAGAGCGAACAAUGAAGGGAAGGCCUUGGAGAUGGCGGCUGUUGCAAAGCAAUUACAAACUAUUCAAAUUCUCUGUAACUUUGCGGCAAAACAAGGCCGAUCUGUUCUAAGCGACAAGGUAAGGGAUUGUUCCAUCGAUUGUAUCCUCUUAGGUGUCUGAAAUAGGGAAGAAUCAACCUUUGAACGCUUUUCAAGAGAACCAGGGGACUCGAGUCAGUACCCCCGGGACGUUAAAUCGACGAGUAGAAUUGAAAAGGAGAGCCACUCUUCUUCCUGAUGUAAACAAGACGCAAGAAUCCAUCAAUACUUCGAUCAGUAUGUCUGCGGAGACCUCCAUGAACAUCUUUGAGGAUUCAGCUGCCCCAACCCCAUUAAAUCCAUUCAAGGUAAGAGUUUUGUAUUACAAAUAGUUGAUCGUGUGUUUAGAGAAAUUAACGUUGUUUUUAAGAGGCAUGGGCAAUUCACAAAAUCCCCGGAGAAAAAGAAGAGCAAAGAUGUCUUUGGUUCUCUGUUAAGUUAA